AGCCCUAAAAACGAGUAGUAGCGCUGCUGCGACGAUGAGGACACCGGCAGCGUCGCGGCCAGUCUAUGGUGGCUUUAGAAUGCCCACGGCAGAGAAUCUCAUUCCCAUGAGGCUCGACAUCGAGCUCGACUCCCACCGCUUCAAAGAUUCCUUCUCCUGGAACGCUCACGAGAGGGACUCGGAGAUCAUGCCUUUCGCUCGGCGCCUAGUGGCCGAAAUGAACCUCCCGCCUGUUUUCACUCAGCACAUUGUCCAAUCCAUGCAAGCGCAGCUGAACGAAUUCCGCUCCCUGGAAGCACAGCAGCUUAGCACUGAAGAGAAAGUCUUAAUGCUGAAGCUGGACCUGAGAAUCAACAACAUCGUUAUACGUGAUCAGUUCUUAUGGGAUGUUGGUGACUUCGAGAGCGAUCCAGAGGGUUUUGCGAGGGGCUUGUGCAAGGACCUUGAAAUCGAGGAUCCUGAAGUCGCGCCGGGGAUCGCGUUUGCAAUUCGAGAGCAACUGUACGAGAUAGCCAAACAGAAUGUAACAUCAGCCCGAGAAACGAGGAUAACAAAGAAAGCUCGUCGAGAGAGGGGGAUAGAAUUCAACCAUGCAACCACCUCCGGAACAACUGCACUCAACUUAAUGCGACGGCCCAAUAAUAAGAUCAGCAUAAUCAGGAAGAAAACCGAGUGGGAACUGUUCGAGCCUUUCGUUGAAGUUCUCACGGAGGAGGAGUCGAAUACACUGGAUGCAAAAGAAAAUGCACGCCUGAAGAAGCUUAUGGAAGAGAAAGAAGACAGUUUUGCGUCUCGCUACGUCCGUUCGUAGCAUCACCUAUAAGUGGAAGUGAAGUCAUUGCACUUCAGCUGCAUGUAGUAAGGUGUCAAUUACCUGGCUGAUUUUCGGUCGUGGCUGGUUAAUAUCUUCGGUUUCGAGGCAAUGUGUUUGUGAGAGAGAGACUGAUUCGUGUCUGUCUUGUGCUUCGCGCUGUAACAGAUGCACCACCACCAAGCUGUCAUAUCUCAUGUUGUA
Molecule: messenger RNA, 1015 nt
Organism: Selaginella moellendorffii
Lineage: Eukaryota; Viridiplantae; Streptophyta; Lycopodiopsida; Selaginellales; Selaginellaceae
Product: chromatin structure-remodeling complex protein BSH
Exons: 11
Coding region: 35-811 (258 amino acids)
Biological process (GO): regulation of transcription by RNA polymerase II; chromatin remodeling
Cellular component (GO): nuclear chromosome; nucleus
Molecular function (GO): transcription coregulator activity
Source: RefSeq, a predicted model, not a curated record